Messenger RNA from Neodiprion virginianus, 3654 nucleotides. RefSeq lists its product as uncharacterized. Bases 769 to 1986 code for a protein of 405 amino acids. Lineage: Eukaryota; Metazoa; Arthropoda; Insecta; Hymenoptera; Diprionidae. The transcript has 3 exons. The record is from RefSeq and is a predicted model, not a curated record.
UUGGUUAGACCGAAUGAUAGACGGCAAGAGACGUGCGUGUGUGCAAGAACGAACGACGAACUAACGAACGAACGAACGAACGAACGAACGUACGAACCAACCAACCAACCAACCAACCAACCAACCAACCAACCAACCAACCAACCAAUCAACCAACCAACCAACCAAACAAACAAACAAACAACCAACCAACCAACCAACCAACCAACCAACCUACCUACCACGAAGAUACCUACCAGCGAGCGAACGAGUGAGCGAGCGAGCACUGUGGACGGGCGGGCAGAUGCGUGGGUGGACGACUGUUGUCUUGUGGGCUGUUGCUGCAACUCGGUCAUUGUUCGACAUCGACGGCAAACUAAAUCUACCGGCUAACCCUUCGGAUACGAAACAGGGCACGGGUACACGACGCUCGAUGCCGAACGACGACCGAUAGUGUUGACCCUGAAUUUACAUUGGCAGCUCGGCGGUGGCGGGGUGGGGGCGGGGGGGGGUGGGGGGUUGGAUAGACAAGACUGUCAACGAUCGGACCGGAGAGAUACUCUGGAAAUUCAAGAGCUUGUCUCGCACUGUCUUCGUCGAGGACUUACAACCUGUCCAGCGUCUCGGACUAAGUCAAUCUUGUUGCCAGACCCAGCGCCGCAAACUCGGCCUGGCCAUUGGCGAAUCAAAAGUGGAAGGACGACGAACGGACCAAGUGUGGCGACAAUUAGCCAGACAGCGCCAUGGAAGGCUGAGCGGCAGGAUGGUUGGUAGCGGCGGUGAGUCAGGAUGCGGGAGGAGCAAGCAGAAUGUCACGCUCGGGUCACGGGUCACGUGAGGGGUGUAGCAGAAAUGUGCUCGCGCGAUUCUGCGACCCUCUACCCAACCCUCACAAAAACAAACGGAAAGAAUUCUUGUCCUAAGCAAAAUUGCCAUGACCAGGUCGGCGUAGAUAAUCAUCUACUUCCAACACCCGGGGGACGCCUCAAGUUCUUUAAGGAUGGAAAGUUUAUACUGGAAUUGUCGCAUAGGAUGGAUGGGGAUCGUACCACUUGGUUCCCUGUGCCUAAAAAAACAUUUUGGCCCCCGGCCAGCACUACACCCCAUAGGCACGAAAGCUCUACGUCUCUCAGUGUGUCAGAUGACAAUUCAUCGGUACAAUCGAGCCCCUGGCAACGAGAUCAUUGUUGGAAGCAAGCAGUACCCAGGCGUGGCAUAUCUUCCCAGCUGAGUUUCUACUAUCGUAGAUAUCCGAAGAACCGAUUACCCGUACACCCACGGCUGUUAGCCAAAAAACGGAGGAAUCCCCACAAUCCUGUGUCCUUGACUUUGAACACUGAUACCAAUGCAGUCGUUUCGAAGGUAACCCGUACAAUGAAUGGUACCUUGCCUGGCAAAACUUUAGCGGUCGUUGUGGAUAGGUUGACCCGUCUUUUGGAUCCCAAUGUUGUAUCACCUCGUAAAAGAAUAUUGCGAGAACUAGAACGAGUUACAUUGGGAGAUCACGCUUCGAAGCGCCGAGCAGCUGCUCAGGCACCCACCAUCGCGGCGCAUCCCUCCUCUCCCAAGCAACUGUCGUCUUACAGUAUAACCAGCAUUUUGGGAGAGGAUAAGCCCAGUGAAGAGCCAGGUUUCUUGCGAACCUUACUCAGGCCUGAAGACAAGCAGGUUUUCAAGUAUUCCUUGAGCCACACUUACCCCAGAUUACGUAUGGACAGUUACGUAACACCAGGGGGGGCAACACAGGUUAACCAUCCCAUGUACGGGAUAUCCAUGCUGCCGCCCGGGCCUUGCCGAGCUCCAGCGUGGAUGCCCUAUGUGCCACCUGUCCACUACCCGCAGCCUAUGCCACUCUACGCACCAUCCCUGACCCGGCCACCAUUAUCGAACGUUCGUCGCUACAAAGACUACGGGGAAGAACCGCUUUCACCUUCAGGUGCACAUUUCUACUCGUUCUACAAAAAGCGGAACACUUUGAUAUUGUUCUUAACAAUCAUAUGCCCCUGAAUCUAUCAAAGCACGCAGGUUGAAUCUCGGAACAUGGUGAGCUGGUGCCUUAAAUCCACAAAUGGAACUGCAUGUAUCAACACUGCCUGUGCAACGACAACGUUAUUUUUCUAGUUAUCUGUGAAUUUUUUUGUUUGUAUUUUAUACUUGCCUGCAUGUACUACUCACCUGCGACGUUUUACCCGAUGACUUGCAGUUUGUUUGAAAGUUUCAGAGCAUAACCAAUUCUUGGGAUUGACACAACUAUUUCACUUAACUCAAGCACAUGAAUAAAUGAAUAACGUUUGCGAAAACUGCAGAAAUCGGAAUGCAACAGAGCUGUACUUCGCAGUUCCAUUAAGACAAGGGCACCUUGCCUGAACUAUUCUCCCCAACUUCUGUUCGAAGAUGUGCAUUCGGUAAUUCUGUCGCGCAUUAAUUGAAUGGUAGCAGUUCCAAGUAUCGGUACUAAGAAGUUAAUUGUCGCGCUACAUGCUCACGCCCUGUAUUUACUUCUUUCGAUACACAGACUUGGUAAAUGUACAAAUUUGCAUAAGGGCGUUCGCUUAUGCGCGACAACGCAGUCAAUUGCUGGGAAGUAGUUGUCACGUAUUCAAACUUAUCUAUUGGUCAUCCAAUUCCAAAACUGCUCUCUCCCACGUAUACCAAGUCCAAUACUAAAGUAGAAAAACGCUUGUUUAAAAACAGUUUCGGCGUUGUUACAAUUUUGUCGUACAAUGAAAAUGCUGCGGGGACACUGUUUUAAUUGACCAUAUGUCAUCCGCAUCUUCCUCUGAGCACUAUUUUGUUAUUACUAUUACCUUUGAUCGGCAUUGUUAUUACUAUCAUUAUCAUUCUACUACUACGAAUAUUACAAUUACUAGCUUGUUGUUGUUGUUGUUAUUAUUAUUAUUAUUAUUAUUAUUACUAUUACUACUACUACGACUACUACUAUUAUUACUGUCGUCUUCGUCGUCGUCAUGCAAACGAAACAUGUCUCAAAGUAUAGGUUUGUGCGCGGUAAAUGGUGAUAAUGACAUAAAUUCAUGUACAGUACAGAUAUUACCUAUAUCUAGAAUAUUAAUAUUAGAUUUAGAGCGAAUUAUAGAUUUAGUUACUUCAAGGCAUUCAUUCAUCAGCAAAUUAUAUUUAUACCUAUACUAGUACAGUAACAGAGAAUGAAGAUUCGGUAGUGACGAGCGUGGAGUGUGCCUUAAACUGUGAAAAAAAAACAACAGAGUCUAAAAAAUUGUGCUCCUUCUUCCCUGUCUUCGAAAAACUACAAAACAAGUUUGAUACGCUAUAUCUCACAUGCUACAUCAUAAUGCAAAUACAUAUACAUAAUAAUUAUGUAAAUACAUAUGCGUUAUUCGGCGUCAACCACGUAAAUUCGUGCAUGCAUCUUACCUAUAAAACAUUACUAUUUAUUUUUACGUAUUACGCUGAAAGUGAAAAAGGCAAGCUCGCCCAGGCUCCAAUAAUUAAUUUUAAUCUUUAUUAUUAUAUCACAUGGAAUUUCGUAGCGAUGAGAAAAUAUACGUAUGUGUGUAUACGCGCGCGCGCGCACGUGCAUGCAUACACACACACACACACAUAGGUAUAUAGACAUACAUUACAAUUUAGUUGUAUGAGUACAAGCUGCGAGCAAUUGUAUAGAAAGACUAAUUUCAUAAAUAUUAAUAUUUCGUA